This is a messenger RNA of Propithecus coquereli (Coquerel's sifaka), 1979 nucleotides long. RefSeq names its product solute carrier family 4 (anion exchanger), member 1, adaptor protein (gene SLC4A1AP). The record is from RefSeq and is a predicted model, not a curated record. The coding region runs from base 23 to 1687 and encodes 554 amino acids. The transcript has 10 exons. Gene Ontology annotation, molecular function: mRNA binding; protein binding. NCBI's taxonomy places the organism in Eukaryota, Metazoa, Chordata, Mammalia, Primates, Indriidae.
UCGAGGCUGCACGCGGUUUAGGAUGGCUGAUAUUCCUCCUCAGUCGGAGCCGGCGACAUCGCAAGAAGUCAGUGACGACUUCAAGAAGCCAGCUCUGCCCGUGCCCCCGGCGGUGCGGGAUAAAGCCCCGGCUACCAAUCCCUCAGACCCUGAGGAGGUAAAGAAAGAAAGGCCCACGGCGCUGCGGGACCCCGAUUCUGGGGGGCCCGACGUCCCGCCACCUCUGCUGGACAGCGGGGACACCAGGAGUCCACAGGAGGAGCAGCCACGUCCCCCCACAGCAUCUUCUUCCCCUGGCGGUCCGGCCCGGGCUCCCCCCUACCAAGAGCCGCCAUGGGGUGGCCCAACCACGGCCCCCUACAGCCUAGAGACCCUGAAGGGCGGCACCAUCCUUGGCACCCGUAGCUUGAAAGGGACGAGUUACUGCCUUUUCGGGAGGCUAUCUAGCUGCGACGUGUGCCUGGAGCACCCUUCUGUGUCUCGUUACCAUGCCGUGCUGCAGCACAGGGCGUCCGGCCCAGACAAAGAAUGCGACAGCCACGGGCCGGGCUUCUAUCUCUACGAUCUGGGAAGCACCCAUGGUACUUUUCUGAACAAAACUCGCAUCCCACCCCGCACCUAUUGUCGAGUCCACGUCGGGCAUGUUCUUCGCUUUGGAGGUAGCACCCGGCUCUUCAUCCUUCAGGGACCAGAGGAAGACCGAGAGGCAGAAUCCGAGUUAACGGUGACACAGUUGAAGGAAUUGCGCAAGCAGCAACAAAUGUUGGAGAAGAAGAUGCUAGGAGAAGACUCAGAUGAAGAGGAGGAAAUGGAUACCACUGAAAGGAACAGAAAUACUAGUAGCCAAGAUGAUGAGAUGGGUUGCACCUGGGGAAUGGGAGAAGAUGCUGUAGAGGAUGAGGCUGAAGAGAACCCCAUUGUCUUAGAGUUUCAGCAAGAAAGGGAGGCCUUUUAUAUAAAGGAUCCAAAAAAGGCUCUCCAAGGUUUUUUUGACCGAGAAGGAGAAGAAUUAGAAUAUGAAUUUGAUGAACAGGGACAUAGCACUUGGCUCUGCAGGGUGAGGACUGAAAGUCAGACUACAGAUGCAGAAAACAAACCUAAAAAACUCUCAUUGCCUCUCUUCGGUGCCAUGAAAGGAGGAAGCAAAUUUAAAUUAAAAACUGGAACAGUAGGGAAGUUACCCCCCAAGCGUCCAGAACUCCCUCCAACUCUAUUGAGAAUGAAGGAUGAGCCUGAAGUAGAAGAAGAGGAGGAAGAGGAAGAGGAGGAAGAGAAAGAAAAGGAGGAGCAUGAAAAGAAAAAAGUGGAGGAUGAAAGCAGUAGGCCACAGCCGGAGAUAGAGCCAGAAGCAGCAGCACAGGAAAUGAGGCCUCCCACAGAUCUCACACAUUCUAAAGAAACCCAAACCCACGAAAACAUGUCUCAACUCAGCCAGGUGGAACAGAAUAAAGAUUAUGAAGAGAUUAGCAGAACAGCUUCAUCACUUGAGGAACCCUCAGCAUCAAAGAAUGAAUAUGAGAAAAGCAGAGAUGAAUUGAAGAAAAAGAAAGCUUCUGGUCCAGGCAAACUUCCAGCAACACUUUCUUCCAAAUAUCCUGAUGAUGACCCAGACUACUGUGUAUGGGUCCCACCCGAAGGCCAAAGUGGAGAUGGCAGAACCCACCUUAAUGACAAAUAUGGCUAUUGAUGGCUUCAGAAUCCCAAAGGAAGACCUUGUGGACCAUGCGACAUGGGAUACUUGGGAUAAUAUAUCAAAUUGAAUGGCUGGAGAAAUGAAGAUGAUCAUUUGUAAAAUCUGGUGACUGGCCUUUUCUUCUGUGCUCUUGGCUUCCUAAAUCUAUCUGCCCAUCUGAUUCUUCUGAAUGUGAUAUUUAUGUUUAAAAGUGUUUGUGUAUGUAUGUAAAAAGGGAACCAUGUAUUUUGAGAAUUAGUAAAGUGAGGGACAUGACUCCAUAAAAAUGAGGUGACAGUGUUUCUAA